AUGAAGCGGUACAUGCAUGUAACUCACAUGCCCUCCACCCACAGCACCCUCCCUCACCCACCUCAACCUCCCUCGCUCACCCUCUCCUUCCCUCCCCUCCCCGCGCACCUCUCCCUUGCUUUUCGCCCUGCCCCUCCUCUCCGUUUCAUCAUCUCCCCCAUCCCCUCCCAUUCUCCCCCAUCCCCUCCUAUUUUCCCCCAUCCCCUCCCAUUCUCCCUCAUCCCCUCCCAUUCUCCCCCAUCCCCUCCCAUUCUCCCCCAUCCCCUCCCAUUCUCCCUCAUCCCCUCCCAUUCUCCCCCAUCCUCGCCCCCCCUGCCCUCGGCACCCUUCGUUCGUGUCAGAUGCGCCGCCUCCUGCAGUGACUUGGUGUGCUGUGCUUCUCUGCCAAGUAACGCCAUGCCAACAGCUGGUAUGUCGGCUCAGCUGCUGCUCCUCUUCUCCCAACCGCCGCUGCUCAUUCGCCAAGCACUGGCCACUGCCAAGCUGCCACAUGAGCAGCCCUUACUGCUGUGGUGUCGCCAUGUGCUCAGGGUGACCCCCACGGCGAGCUUCCAGAAGGACCUGGGGCUGGACUCGCUAGACGGGGUGGAGGUGGUGAUGGCGUUUGAGGAGGAGUUUGCUCAUUCUCUCGCCGCGCUUUCCUUCAGCACAGCAGUGAAGGGAGCUUCUCUCUCCGCCAAUCGCGUAGCAGUAGCUCCCAUCGUCGCUCCCCGCGGCCUUGGCGUGACAGCCCUCCUCCGUUUCAACAAGGCCGCCAUCCCCGCUAAGACCGUUCCCGCUAAGAAGCAACUGCGCACCGAAGACGGCAUCUUCGGCACAUCCGGCGGUUUCGGCUUCACGAAAGCCAACGAGCUCUUCGUGGGGCGCGUGGCGAUGCUCGGAUUCGCCGCGUCGCUGCUGGGCGAGGCGGUAACCGGGCAGGGAAUCCUUUCGCAACUGAACCUGGAGACGGGCAUCCCCAUCACGGAAGCCGAGCCGCUUCUGCUCUUCUUCAUCGCAUUCACCGUGCUCGGCGCCAUCGGCGGGCUGGGCGACCGCGGGCGAUUCGUGGACGACGAGGCGCCGGCGGGUCCGCCGGUGAAGCCGGGGAGCGUGAAGGCGGCGCUGGGGUUGAGCGAGGAGGGGCCGCUGUUCGGGUUUACCAAGGCGAACGAGCUGUUCGUGGGGCGCAUGGCGCAACUGGGGUUCGCGGCGAGCCUGGUGGGCGAGGUGAUCACCGGGCGAGGCGCGCUGGCGCAGCUGAAUAUCGAGACUGGCUUGCCCGUGUGGGAGCUGGAGCCGCUGCUGCUCGCCAGUAUCGCCUUCUUCUUCAUCGCCGCUAUCAACCCCGGUACAGGGAAGUUCAUUAACGAUGACGAGUAG
Molecule: messenger RNA, 1362 nt
Organism: Closterium sp. NIES-65
Lineage: Eukaryota; Viridiplantae; Streptophyta; Zygnematophyceae; Desmidiales; Closteriaceae
Source: the annotation of a GenBank genome assembly